Messenger RNA from Solea senegalensis (Senegalese sole), 7713 nucleotides. RefSeq names its product roundabout homolog 1-like. The record is from RefSeq and is a predicted model, not a curated record. Bases 1582 to 6381 code for a protein of 1599 amino acids. Gene Ontology annotation, molecular function: protein binding. Lineage: Eukaryota; Metazoa; Chordata; Actinopteri; Pleuronectiformes; Soleidae. The transcript has 34 exons.
CCAGGGUGAAACCCGGGGUACAGUACUUGGACAGGUCACCAGUCCAUUACAGGGCCAACAUUCAGAGACAAACAAACAUUCACUGUCCCAUUCACAACUUCAGAGUGUCCAGUAUGUGUAUGUGUAUGUGUUUGGACUGGAGAACUUCAAGAAAACCCACAUGCAACUCCACACAGCAUGGGGUCUUUUUUGCUGUAAGGCAACAGUGCACUACACCACCAUGUGGCCCAGAAGGCAGUGCACGAAUAUAAAUUAACUUACUAUAAAACAAUAUAUUUAAUUAAGUAAUAAUGGAUGCUGUAAAGGUUUGAUAGUGUUACAUUUUGUGAAUCUGCAUACUGAACGUCAUUUCUUUUUAUUAUGCCAUGGGUGAUUUAUGGUCAUCACAAAAAGUUGAGAAGCGUUGUUGCUGAAGACGACCACGAGAUGAUUACGUGUCCGAUGUCGCACUCUGCUUCUGUCAGCAUGACAGAUGGCCACCACAUUGACUUGAGGUUAAUUCGAAACCACAGUGCUGAGAUGCUCGGAUGGAGGAUGCUGAUAAGAGUGCUGCAGAUAAGGAUGUCGUUGAAAAGAAAAUUGUUUUGGGUCACAUGCCCUGAUGCCCCAGUCUCUAUACAUUUAGCCAGCUUUUUUUUCUUUUUUUCUUUUAAGUAGAAGAAUUGUGGGGGCGAGAAUAUCUUGUAAGCCAAACCAUUAUGUGUUCACCUUUUAUGAAAGUUUGAAUGUUGGUGACCUUUUAUGAUGUUCACGGUUCUUACAACAAACAUUUCCACACCAGGCAUGAAUCGGGUCCGAUUAUAACUGAAAAUGAUUCCAUGAAGUACAUACAAAAAGGAUGUCAGGCUUCUAUAAAAAGCACCGUACCAUUUGGAUGAAGUGAAUGUAACACACUUUAUUCCCGAAAAGCAUGUGUUAAUUUCCCUAAUUUGUCUAAUCCACUGAGGCCAAUACAUUGCUGCAUUAUGGCAGAUUAAAAUGAAAGAGUAGCUGUGGAGCAAUGUUGCAGAGCAGUACUUUUUUUUAUAUACUAACACAAUUACACAGACAAAAAAGAUGUAUCAAUCUGCCAGUCUAUUCUACAUUCAGUAAAUCAUUUCUAGGAUGUCACAGGCUUUACCUGUGAUAAUUCACAUUGUGUUUUCUUGAGAAACUAGGUGUGUGUGAUUUAUACAGUUAAAUGUAGUAUUUACACAAGAACAUACUGCUACCUCACCAGCAACUGUACUGUUUUACAUUACUGCUGUAUCACCAGCUUUUUCCUUGUGGCACAGAUUUGAUCUGAUAUUUUUUACACCGUAUGCCCUUCCUGACACAACCCAAUACCAGUGAUCCAGGGGAUUAAGAGUCACUAGACUGCUCAGAGGGACCCCAGCCCUUGAUUCAAACCAGAAAAUCCUCCACUGUGAAGGUUCACUCUAUGGGAGUAAAUUGUCUGCGUACUGCUUUAGGACCCUGAGGAUGUUGGACUUAGGUUGCUGCAGAGGGGCUGAGAUUUGGUUUUGCCAGAGAACAUGGAGCAGUAAAACUGGAUAAAUAACCUGGAGGGGUUUAUUCAGACACUCUGAACCAUUUGGGACCAUGAAGGCUGAACACUCGCCUCUCAUGUUCCUUCUCAUCAGCCUGUUGUACGUCAGCCAGGUGCAGCACAGCCACACUAUGGACAUGUCAUCAGAUAAACAAGGAGCAAACAAUGAGCUCAUCACCCAAACACCUGCAUCUGGACAAGACAACAGCCUUGGAUACAAAGGGUCUCGUCUUCGUCAGGAAGACUUCCCUCCUCGCAUUGUGGAGCAUCCCUCUGACCUUAUUGUGUCCAAAGGGGAACCGGCCACUCUCAACUGUAAGGCAGAGGGUCGUCCAGCCCCCACGGUGGAAUGGUACAAAGACGGGGAACGCGUCGAGACGGUUCGCGACAACUCCCGCUCCCACCGCAUGCUGCUGCCCAGCGGGUCCCUCUUCUUCCUGCGCAUCGUCCACGGACGCCGGAGCAAACCAGACGACGGCAGCUAUGUGUGCGUGGCCCGGAACUAUCUGGGCCAGGCGAUCAGUCACAACGCAUCACUGGAAGUGGCCAUUUUGCGCGAUGACUUCAGACAGAACCCUGUGGAUGUUAUGGUGGCGGUGGGUGAACCUGCGGUGCUGGAGUGUCAACCACCACGAGGGCACCCUGAACCCACCAUCUCCUGGAGGAGAGAUGGAGUUACUCUAGAUGACAGAGAUGAACGUAUCACAAUCCGCAGUGGUAAGCUGAUGAUCACCAACACCAGGAAGAGCGAUGCAGGGAAAUACAUCUGCGUUGGGACCAACAUGGUGGGGGAGAGGGAGAGCGAAGUCGCUGAACUCACUGUGCUGGAGCGCCCAACCUUUGUAAAGCGGCCUAACAGCGUGGUGGUGUUGGCGGAGGAGAGUGUGGAGUUCCACUGUGUCGUUCAAGGAGACCCUGUUCCCACUACCCGCUGGAGGAAAGACGAUUCUGAACUGCCUAAGGGCAGAUUUGAAAUCCUCGAGGACCAUACUUUGAUUGUUCGCCAGGUGACCUCCUCAGAUGAAGGCUCCUAUACGUGCGUGGUGGAGAACAUGGUUGGGAAGUCGGAAGCAUCCGCCACGCUCACUGUACACGUAAACACUGUGCCCCCAGCAUUUGCCAUACGGCCCAGGAACCAGGUGGCGACAGUGGGCAGGACGGUCACCUUCCGGUGUGAGGCCACCGGAAACCCGCAGCCCGCUAUCUUCUGGCAGAAGGAGGGCAGCGAGAGUCUGCUGUUCUCUUACCAGCCACCACAGCCCUAUAGCCGUCUGUCUGUCUCCCAGAUGGGCAGCCUGACCAUUACUGAUGUUCAGCACUCUGAUGGCGGCAUGUACAGCUGCCAGGCUCUCAACAUCGCUGGCAGUGUUAUUACCAAAGCACUGCUGGAGGUCACAGACUCUGGCACAGACCACCCUCCCCCUGUGAUAAGGCAGGGCCCAGUUAACCAGACUGUUCUUGUGGACAGCACAAUUGUCCUGGGGUGCAAAACAGCUGGCCAUUCAUCUCCUACAGUCCACUGGAAGAAGAACGACGUGCUGUUGACGUCGGUGGACUCCCGCAUAUCCACAACCGACACGGGAUCACUGGAGAUUCGACAAACGAAGCUGGCAGAUACAGGCUUCUACACUUGUGUAGCUUCUAGUCCAAAUGGACAGGCUUCCUGGACAGCAUACGUGCAAGUGGCAGAGUUUGGGGUCCAUGCAGUUCAUCCCACAGACCCUAAUCUGGUUCCUAGCGCGCCAUUUAAACCUGAGGUGACCGACAUCAGCCGCACCUCUGUCAGUCUGUCAUGGAAAACCAACCCCAGUGCUGGAGCCAAGGCUACAUCUUACCUUAUCGAGGCGUUCAGUUAUACAUCAGGCAGCAGAUGGGUGACCGUAGCUGAGCAUGUGAAGACAGAGACCUUUGUCCUGCAGAACCUGAAGCCUGGAGCUGUCUACCUCUUCAUGGUCAGAGCAGCGAAUGCUUACGGCCUCAGCGACCCCAGCCCCAUCUCUGAUGCCGUCAGGACACAGGACAGCACUUCCACCAUGCAGGGCGUGGAUCACCGUCACAUCGAGAGGGAGCUGGGAGAUGUCGCGAUCCACCUGCACACGCCAGCUGUUGUGUCGUCGUCUGCGGUCAGGCUGCAGUGGAUGGUCGAGCAGCAGUCCCCGUACACCCAGGGUUACAAGGUGCUCUACAGGGCAUCCGCCGCGCACGGCCAGCCCGAGAGUCAGUGGAGCGUCCUGGAUGUACGCAACCCACGGGAGGACGGCGUGGUGAUCGGUCAGCUGAAGAGAGGGGCCAUCUACGAGUUCAAAGUGCGACCGUUCUUCGAUGAGUUCCAGGGAGCCGACAGUGAGGUCAAGGUGGUCCGGACGUUGGAAGAAGCUCCAAGAAGAGCACCCCAGGGUGUUACAGUGACAAAGAGUGACACCAAUGGAACUGCCAUCCUAAUUGCUUGGAAACCGCCUCCAGAUUCAGAAGAGGCAGGAGUCAUCCAGGAGUACAAGAUUUGGUGCCUGGGCAACGAGAGCCGCUACCACGUAAACCAGACGGUCGACGGCUCCUCCUCCUCUGUGCUCAUCUCCGGUCUAGCGCCGGGAAUCCGUUACAGUGUUGAGGUUGCGGCCAGUAACAGUGCAGGACCCGGGGUCAGGAGCGAUGUCACGUUCUUUCAAUUAGACUCUGCAGGGCAGAUGAUGGACAUCAGUGAGGAGAGAGACACCUUCUCUCAGAUCUCAGAUGUGGUGAGGCAGCCAGCCUUUAUUGCUGGCAUUGGCGCCACCUGCUGGUUGGUCCUCAUGAUUUUCAGUGUUUGGCUCUACCGCCACAGAAAGAAGAGAAGCGGCCUGAGCAGCACAUACACCGGGAUACGCAAAGUUCCAUCCUUCACCUUCACACCGACAGUUGCGUAUCAAAGAGGGGAAUCUGUGUGCGGUGCUGGCAGACCCGGCCUCCUCAGUAUGGGUGAACCUCUGAACCAGCUGUGGCUGCCAGACAAUUGGCCAAAUGCAUGUGCCAAUCACAAGGACUGUAGCAUCAACUGCUGUAAUAAUGGCAAUGGUACCAGUGACAGCAACAUGACAACAUACAGCCGGCCAGCUGACUGCAUCGCCAACUAUGGAAACCACGCGGAAAACAAACCGGGGGGCCAGCUCGCUCCCGAGAUGGCCAUCUACAGCGACGUGAACCUCUCCAACAAGCUCAAUGAGAUUAAAACCUUCAACAACGCCAACAUGGGCUACGUGAGUCCGGGGGGGGAUUCGGCGGCCAUGUAUGAGCCCAUCCCGUACGCCACCACUCAGCUCAUCCAGGCCAGCAUCAAGAGCAAAGCCUCUACUGGCGGCGCUCUCGCGGAGCCCCUGGACAUGCCGUGCUGGAAGCAGCCCCCCAACCCUCCCCCCAUACCGAAGGAGAUGGCAGCACAGAUGCAGUACAACAUAAUGGAGCAGAACAUGUUAAACAGAGAUCACCUGCAGGGAAACGAGGCGAGGGUCCAUCCCAAAACCAUUAGCUAUUGCCAGAGCCGCGAUCACAGCACAGGAGGCUCCCACCACAGCUCAGACAGAGGCAGCAACAGCACCUCAGGGAGUCAGAAUCAAAAGAAGGGAAUGCGGGCCCCAAAGAUGCCAAAACAUAAUGCAGUAAGCUGGGGAGAGGCCCCGUCUGCUCCUCAUGCCAAUGCCUGGGACUGUGAUGAUUAUAGCCUACCCAUGGACAGAAGUUUUGAUGCAGAGGAGAGGACAGAAACCUGUCCUACGCCACCUGUGCGAGGACCAGCCUCGUCCCCGCCUGAAGUGUCCUUUGGUCACCCACCUAUGACAUCACCACAGGGGGACCCGAAUAGUGACCUGCACAAUGGAGCUGAACACCUGAGCCCACACAUCAGCAGCCACCCUGGUCCUCUCUCCCCGACACACACAUACAGCUCCAUCCCCCUCUGCUUGGACACUGAUGAACAUGAGGAGGAUGAGGAGGAGGCAGAAGAAGAGGAGGAGGAGGAGGAGGAGGAGGAGACAGACGCAGAGCUCGCCGACAGCCGGUACAGCCAACACCACAACAAGCAGAAGCACAAACACCAGCUGCACCUCCCCACUCCACACAAGCUGCUCUUCCAUGGCCUGGACCAGACCCCAGCCUCCAGCACUGGGGAUCUGGACAAAUCAGUCACAGGCUCCAUGGUGAACAGCUGGGGCUCAGCAUCUGAGGACAACAUCUCAUCAGGCAGGUCCAGUGUUGUUAGCACCUCAGAAGGAUCCUUCUUUACCGACGGCGAUUUCAACCAGGCGGUGGCCUCUUCACGCGAUAUCGUAGGCCUGCGCAUGUGCAGAUACCCCGAGGAUCCAGGCCAGCGUCACCAGCGUCCCAGCAGCCCGCUGUCCACAGACAGCAACAUGAGUCCUGCCAUAACACAUAAAAGACCCCGGAGACAUAAACCGAGCCAGUGUGGUCAACAAGGCUGCCCACCACCCAAAGACGUCUUCAAUGACGACACCUGCAUGCCCCUGAGCUUCUCCAGCCAGAUGUCCCAUGGCGACUAUAAAGCGAGGGGGGCCACGCUGCCUCGGAUGGGCUCUGUGGAGGCGCGGGGUCGACGAGGCAGCGCUGGGACUCACAGGGUGAGAGAGGGCGCGUUUGAGCAAAGGGAGAGCCAGGACAAGCACAAGAGUCCACUGGGAGGGAAAGGAAGUGGCAAGGGCCGACAGAGCUCAGAAUCUGGGGACAUCCUCCUGUACAGUCGCCCGUCUUUCCCCUCAGGUCAGGCUCAGAGGGAGUCUGACCAUCCCAACCCAUCCACCUUUAUGUCAUGUGGAGACUCGCGGACGAAACAGGGAGGACAGGAUGAAGAGUUUCUGAAAAGCUAAGAGGUGUUGUCCGCAAAUGAGGAAAAUCCUUCAAGUUGCUUCAGAUGAAGGACCUUUACCACGUGGGGGAAAAAAAAAAAAAAAUUCUGCACAAUACAUGCUAUCAUUUUCUACUUCAAAUUUCUCAUUAGGUGUUUGAAAAAGAAAAAAAAAAACAAUGAAAAAAGAAAAAAAGGUGCUUUCAUGUGUAAGUCUGUGGACUUCAGUUUGAUGCACUGUUUUGUUUCUUGUUUGCUUUCUUGGGUGCGCAGCUUCCAGGAGCCCGAGGCACUGGUUGCUCACUGAAGAUGAAGACGAAUGCACAUUCGAUGACUGUCGUGGGUGUCUACAAAAAUAUUGUCCAUGAGGACCACUCGACGUGGUCCACAUGAUCUUUGCUUGUCAAGUGUCUUGAUAUUUUUCCUGUAAUCGAUAUUCAGUCAUUGCCAGCCAUCUUGUAAACUGUCGAGAUUGUUUACUGCCACAGAAGUGCUUCAAAUUCAAAUUUUAUAGAGCGGUGUUAAUGUUUUAUAAGUGAUGUACAUCUUUGUCUUUGUAUUUUUUAUUUUUUUUUUUUUGUCCUACUUUUGGUUAUAAAAGCACAAUCACUUAAUUUUAUUGUAAGUCAUUGUUACACAGAUUUCAGUCUGGAGGAAAUCAGUCGUUUCAUCAGGGUCGGUUUGGGGCCGAGAAAAUGAAUUGUUGAUUGUGGUUGUGCGUUCAGUUGUGUUCGUUGGAGCUGCUUUCAUUCAGAUUUGAACUAUCUGUUGUUUGUACUGAAGAGAUUUGCAUGCGGAUUCACCUGUAGGAGGUUUUACUUCACACCUUAACUGCUUUGUUCGAACCGCCUCUGGGAUGAUGAAAAUUCUGGUCAUGGACUGGUUCCAUUUAUCAUUUCUCACCAACGCGUCAAUUUCUUGUUAAAAACUUUGUGUUCCCUUGACUCUGGGCAUAACUUUUGGAGCAGGGCUGGACAAUGCACCAUACAUAUUGAAUUACUCACUCUGAAUUCUUUCAAUAAAUACAAUUGCCUGGAUUAAAGUGAGAACAGCUACAAAAAAGAACCUACAACUAGUUUUCCUGUACAGUGCAGACUAGAGGUCCAAAUCCAUCAACUGGACACAUACCAGAUAUUAGCCAGUAUAACUGGCACUGUUAUUAAAAUAUAUAAAUGUGUAUAUUAUUGUUUAUUUAUCUUUGCAUAGUUGCAUUUACAUUGUGAUAUAGAUUUUGGUCACAUUGUCCUGCCCUGUUCUGCAGGUUAUACAGCAUAUGGAACACAUUUGUCACUUUAACUACUCUGUUUAAAUAAAUAUUGCUGUUCAAUAACAAAUAAUUGUCCAUCUCUCUUCU